AUGGCACGGUGGGAAGAAGAAGAGGAGGAGCGCGAGCUUCAAGAGGCUAUUCAACUCUCUCUGAUGCAGGAUGACGAUUUAGAACCUUCUGUAAUAUUCGAUGAUACCCUCAAAGAGGUGGAUUCGAGGAUAAAACGCAAGGCUGAAGAUGAGCUGAGCGCACAAAGCGCAAAACGCGCGCACCCCGCAUUUAGCGCAACGAGCUUGCCUAUCUCAACACCUUUAGGCCAACCGUCUAGACACUUGACAUUGCGCACUUCAACAUCAUCAGAUCGGUCAUCUACCGAGAUCCCCAAGAGAAGCGCCAUGCCUCCAAGUCUGACAUCUCCCACGAGAGUAUCAUCUGCGUCUUCGGGAGUCUCAAUCACUUAUCCAAAUGGUGCCAUUCGCAUCACUCGUACCCCAGGUAGACAGAAAAGUAAGAACUGCGUCAAUCUCGAAGACGUAAUUCACAAAGAGCAUUUGGUUUCCGCCUGCGUAUUCUCCUUCUUCAUCAGCGAUAGAGAGUUCCACACACAUUUUCCUCUUUCAAAUGUUUCUGAUGCCAUUCCGAUCUACAUUGGGCGAGAUCCAAAUCAAGAUCCGAUGGUCUAUGAAUCAUGUAUCCAAGCCGGAAUAUCUAUCAAAGGCAAAUUAUCGAAGAACCAGCUGCAAAAUAUCCAGUCAGAUCUCAGUCAGCUCUCCAAGAACGUGUAUGGGAAUAACUACCAUGCUUUCUACAGGUUGUCUCCCGGCUCUUCACAUUCCAAAAUUCUUGUCCUCGUCUACCCCGAUUUCCUGCGACUAGUCAUCACUUCAUGUAAUAUGAUGAACAUCGAUACAGUUGGAGGUGACAAUCAUUGGUACAUUCAUGACAUGCCAAAGCUCUCUUCGAGAGCCACCUCUAAUAUACCCUCUUUCGAAACCGAUCUUAUUGCACACCUGGAAGCCCUCAAUACGCCUGAUGAUUUUCUCGACUCCAUCCGUGGAAAAUUUGACUAUUCCUCGGUCAAGGUGCAUCUUGUCACCUCGAUUCCUGGUAUCAAAUCUGGCAUCAACGCUGAAAAGCACGGUCUACUUCGUCUCAGACGUGUAGUUCAGGAUCUUAAUCUGAAACUGCCAGAAAAGGCGAAAGAAAAGUUGAGAUUCGAAAUUUGCACCGCAAGUAUUGGCAACUUAUCUGCGAAGUGGCUUGACAAUUUCAACGAUUGUGCUCUUGGAAAGGAAACAAUCAAGGUCCCUACGGAAGGUUGUGCUGUCCCCAACUUGAAGCUGUUCUAUCCGAGCAUUGGGGACGUAAAGAAGGCGGAUGAAUCGGCACAGCAUGCGGCUAGCAAUAUUGGUUGCCAUACCCGUCCAUGGGACAACGCGAAGGCACCACCAUAUUAUAUCUAUGUGGGGUCUGCAAAUCUUUCCCAGUCUGCAUGGGGUAGCCUCAUUCAAGAUAACAGAGGGAACGAGGCGACUUGCGAUAUGAAGCUUGACAAGAUUACAAACUAUGAAUGUGGAGUCGUGAUUCCUGGCGAGCUCAUCGAAAGCCUACUAGAGCCGGGAACAGAGAGUUGGCAGGAUGGAAUCGUGCCCUACGUCCAGACCGGAGAUAAAUAUAAUUUGCAUGAAGACAGGCCUUGGAAUGAUCCAACAUGGGUCGGGAAAUAGGAAGAGCACCUGUGUAUGAAAGCACUUCGACUCUAUACUUGGAAGGGGACGAUAUCUAUGCCAAGUAACUUAUUGCAAGCACUGUACAUGAAAACCCGGAACUUACGGCCCUGGAAGCAAGCAUUUGGCGUGCAAAGAAUCCACGAGAUGAAGACAAGGCUCCAUAGAACCUUUUUCAAGCGCAAGG
Molecule: messenger RNA, 1825 nt
Organism: Mollisia scopiformis
Lineage: Eukaryota; Fungi; Ascomycota; Leotiomycetes; Helotiales; Mollisiaceae
Product: phospholipase D/nuclease
Exons: 6
Coding region: 1-1638 (545 amino acids)
Biological process (GO): double-strand break repair; single strand break repair
Cellular component (GO): nucleus
Molecular function (GO): 3'-tyrosyl-DNA phosphodiesterase activity; double-stranded DNA binding; single-stranded DNA binding
Source: RefSeq, a predicted model, not a curated record